AUGUGCGGGCGUGGGGCGCUCACUUUGUCCGGAGAUCGCUGCCGGAGAAUAGCCGGGGGGCGUGGCGGACAAACGAAAACACGCGGCUGCGAACGUCUCCGAACAAAGUACAACCUCGGGCCCAUGAACUACGUUCCGGUCGUUCGCACAGUGGAAGGGAGUGGGGCUCCGGAAGCUUCGCUGAGCCGAGAGGUUUGUGCCAUGCGCUGGGGCUUGGUCCCCUCAUUUGCCAAGCGCGCAGAGGACUUCGAUGCUUUCAAGGGUGGCAGCAGCACCUUCAAUGCACGCGUGGAAGGUGCAGAGAGCAGUAACCUGUGGCGUCGUCUACUCGAUAGACGACGCUGUGUCAUCCUUUUCGACGGCUUCUACGAAUGGAAGGCAAACGGGAAAUCAAAAACGCCCAUGUUCAUCCGAAACAGAGAUGAGUAUGACGGCCACACCAUACCAUGGUCUACCAAAGCAGACGAGGACCCCAAGAAGAUGGAAGAGUCUGACGAAAGCAAGACUGAGGGACCGGAGCACGCGCCUCUGUUUCUUGCGGGCCUCUACGAUGUUUGGCACCAGAAGGAUGAGGCCGAGGAGGCUUUGGAGUCUGUCACACUGCUCACAAUGGAUCCACAGCAUACGGCCAUGGAGAAGGUGCACGACCGGAUGCCCGUCUUCUUGACACCAGAGUGCGCCCUGCCCCCAAACUGGCUGGCUCUGCAAGCGCAUGCGGAACUGACAGCAAAAGAGAAAUGCGAAAACUGGUUUCUGGCCUACGGACUAUUUUGGAUCAGCUGUUUUGCAGUGAUCAUAGCUUGCGGCAUCUACGAGAACAUGAACAAGUGGCACUACCUCCUCGUCACUGGCGGCCUCGCCGCACCUUUGUGCUUGCAGCCGUUGUUCUUCCCAUCCCUGACAGGUGAGAAAGACCUACCAUUGCUGGAGCGGCACUGCACAAAGGCAAACGUGUGGAUCGCAAUCUACUCCUUUCUGGGAAACUAUUGGGGCACACAUUACUUCUACUGUGUGCUGAAAGCGAAGUACACCUUGCCAUUCCUUCCAGAUCAUCAGCUGAACAAAGUGCCGGUGUGCAUGUAUCUUGCCACGCACUUCUACUUCUGCUUUUACCAUGCGCUUGGAAAUAAAGUUAUGCGCUGGGUUUGGACACGUUAUCGACCUGGUGCCGCACGGACGACGUUCUGUGUGUCCGUCGUCUGUGUGAUGGCUUAUUGCACUGCCUUCCUCGAGACAUUUUCCAUCUCAGCAUUUCCUUACUACACCUUCGAUGAUCGCCAACAGAUGUACACAGUCGGUUCUGCUUUCUAUGCCCUCUACCUUGCCGUCUCCUUCCCGAUGUUCGCCAGACUGGACUGGAAGCCAGGCCCACACACCCUGACGGAGGCAUGCUUGGAAGCCCUUGCUACCUGGUCCAUCAUCCUCUCUCUUCUGGACUUUGUGCGCCUGGGGCUCGGCGUCGACUUUUACAUGAAAACAUGA
Molecule: messenger RNA, 1482 nt
Organism: Symbiodinium sp. CCMP2592
Lineage: Eukaryota; Dinophyceae; Suessiales; Symbiodiniaceae
Source: the annotation of a GenBank genome assembly